Messenger RNA from Agrilus planipennis (emerald ash borer), 999 nucleotides. RefSeq lists its product as uncharacterized. The transcript has 5 exons. The record is from RefSeq and is a predicted model, not a curated record. Bases 1 to 999 code for a protein of 332 amino acids. NCBI's taxonomy places the organism in Eukaryota, Metazoa, Arthropoda, Insecta, Coleoptera, Buprestidae.
AUGCGGAUUCUCUAUUCCGCACUCAACUACCCCUGCUUCACCAGAAACACCCAAAUUCUGAAAGAAACUGGUGUACCUUCACUCUCUGAGGCUGCAAUCAAGUUUGCGGCAAAUCUCCGGGUCAGGUCACCCAAACCCGUUCAUCUCAACACUUCCGAUUUCGCCCAAGCCGAGCGAGUGCAGCACGCCUCCGACCCGGCUAGACGACCCCAGCAAGAUUUACGAGCACUGUUCGUCAGGCUCAAAUACUUGCAUGCUCCAUUCCUGGGUGUCCCAGGGAUCCCGCCAUGCGACCCCAGGUUGACAUUGGAGCUUCCUCUCCCGACCUGGGCCUUCGAGCUUUUACGCCUCCAGACCCCUCUCGUUGCUCCGGUAUUUCGUAAUGCUGCACCAUCAUGGGAUGUGAUGCAAACUGCAUCAUCUGAUGCUCUAAGUUUUGCUUGCAAACCUGAUGAUUUGGAAUGUAAAAAAAUGCAACUACGCAUGCCAACAGACGUGAAUGAACAAGACAGGCAAAGAAAACGAUGCGAUACAUGUCUCAAAUCGUAUCGUUGUGCUAAACUUCGGAAAUGUGAACCGUGUGAAAAAAUUUGCGGAAAUGACGUCAUGGGAAAUGUAGGUAGCAUUAACAAAAUUGAUGAGUACAGUGCCUACUUUACUCUUGGAGAAUUUGGACCUGGGUUUCAAAUGGAUCAAAUCGUGGAUUUUAUAGGUUUACCUGAAAGGGAUAAGUAUGAGAAAGUUGUUGUUAUAGGAAAAACUAAAGAUCAAAAUGGCCUAAAAAAGUGUAAAGCGUUAAUCAUUGAUCCGGUUGAAUCAUUCAAGGAUAUUAAAGAAGCAAAAUGUGCAGGAAUUGCACUGAAAAAAACUGAAACCGAUCAAAAAUUGGUAGCACCAUCAAAUAUACAAGACUACAUCGAAACUGCAGAAAAUCAUCUCAUAGCGUUACUAGCUGAAUUCCAAUUGGGCGAAACCGCUAGCACAGCUAGUACAAACUAA